This is a messenger RNA of Schistosoma intercalatum, 2629 nucleotides long. The record is from the annotation of a GenBank genome assembly. NCBI's taxonomy places the organism in Eukaryota, Metazoa, Platyhelminthes, Trematoda, Strigeidida, Schistosomatidae.
UUUUAGCGGGUAGAUUGGUUAGUUGCGUUGUGUGCACCCAUGUGCAAGUAUUUCUUAGCUUAUUAUGUACUUUGUUUCGCCAUCUCUGUUUCUCCAUUACUAUCAGAAGAAAGCACCAAAUACAACCUUCUCAUCAAGGAACGUGCGGUUCUUGAUAAGGUAGUAUCUCUUUUGUUACCGUGUAUCUGUUCAGUUGGAUGAUGCUGGAGUUAAUGUAUUUUCAAAGUCUGGUCAGAAGUUCUCUUGUUCAUGGGGUACAGACAGUGGCAUAAAACCUGAUAACGCCACUUCACAACUGUCCAGCAGCGUCGUACAUUCACUACUGUCUAUGUUUAGUGCGUUUGAUUGUCUAAGAGUGGUUAGUGCUAUAUUUAUUUCACAUGUAUUUGACGUCUCUAGAAAAAAGGUUGGUGGACAUACGAGUUUUGUUUCCGAAAGUAUGUCGCCCAGUAUCAUGACGAGUCUAAGGAAACGUCUAAGACGUUUCUCGGACUUUUCGAGUCGGAAUUUGACUGGGACAAUUCUUCAGAGAAACCCAAAUACCAUAGCCAGUUUUAUUCAAAUGGAAGUAUUUGUGAUUUAACAAAUAUGCCUCGGAUAACAGAAGUGCAGUUUGUCUGUGCUGAUUCACGAACGUUUCAUAUUUUAUCUGUUGAAGAACCUGAAUCCUGUGUCUAUCUCUUAAAAAUAUCAACUCCGAGUUUAUGUGAAAACUCGCAUUUUGCCUCUCAGUUUUCGACCAAACCGCAUGAUAUUACCUGUCACCCAACUCUCAGCGGACCGGAUUACUAUCGCUAUGAUGCUUUAAAUAAAGCAAGGGAUCCAAUUCUGCAGUCGUCCUUAGCUAAUAUGUCACAAACUUUCAGUUUGCCUUCGAAGCGUCUAUAUACCAACAAAAAUAUGUAUAAUAAAAUUCGUAACAACCGACGCAGGCGCAAAUUGAAAUUUCUCAGGCGCUCUACAGGAAUGUUCCUUAGAUCUUUGAAAAGAUUAUCAGUUCUCUACAAAAAGCAAAACCUUAAAUCUUCAUGGAGUUCCCAUCCUAUAUCUUUGUUACCUACAAAUCCAGCCGGUUUAUAUAAGCUAUGGCUCCAUAUCGGUUCGCUUAGUAGUGACCUCUCAAAUUUUACAUCUGUUCUAUUAAGGAGGAAUGAAAUAUCUCACCGUCAUGUCCCUUUGGACAUUGUGAAAGUAGCCAUUAUUGUAACUAAGAGCGUUAUUAUGGAAGUAGAGGACUAUAAACAAUUGCUCAAUACGUUUCUUACUGCUCCUAUGCAAACAGUGGGAAUGAUGCACCUAUUUAAUCUCAGUGAUGUCCACGAAUCUAUCAGUCGUAUUUGGCGUGAACUAUUUAGCUGUACAGAUCCUAAUGAGGCUCACACAAUGUUAUCCACUGUGAUCCAUGUUUAUAAAAAGCAUAACUUAGAUAUACCAACUGUUGAAGAUAUACCUUUAACCCGUCUACCUACCGAAUCGAGAAACAAUGCAAAAUCUGCAUACCUAAAGUAUAAGUUAGACUUCACAUUUUCAAGUAAUAAAGACAACAAUAUUGAGAUCUUACAGUACAAUGGAAAGGUGUUGGAUAAUCCUCUAAGUUAUGAAGAAUACUCGAAGUUGUUUGAUGUAAUUAAAAAAGUUGUAGAUUUAACCGAUCUCUUCCUGGAGACUUCGAAAUUAUAUGUCAAGAUACUUUUCUUUCUUCACAAGAAAAUAGAGCUUAGUCAGAAUAUAGAAACCCGACUGAAACAAACGUUUUCCAAUAUACUUACUGAUUCAAAUGUCAAUGUUGUUGUGAUACAAGGUGGUAAUCGUAUUAUGAAAGAUAAAUAUAAUCAAGGUGCUACAGAUCAAUGGGAUCUCGAUCUUUUGCCAUCUCUUAAACAACGGGAGAUCAUAGAGAUUAUGCAAAAAGUCGUAACUAACUUAGAUCCAGAAAUAUCGGACGAAGUGGAUAUAGUUGAAAAACCAGAAAAUCAAGGAGGUUUAUCUACGUUUUACAUUAUGCCUGGUGGACCUAGAAAGAAGGAAGAAAAACGCGUCAGGAAACUUGAACAAAAUUAUCACUUUACUUUCCACUGAAUAGAAGAAAUAUAGUAACAUUGAUUUAUGGCAUAAAAUUGUAUUUCAUCAGUAAUCUUUUAGUCACCUGCACUCUUUCAUUCUAUUUUUCUCAAUAUCUGUUUUUCUGCAUAAUCUGUAAUAAUAUACUUCGGAAUAUGUUAAUAUUUACAUCUGUCGAGUCAGUUUUUUAAACUAUGUGCUACUGUUGCUGCUAACACAAUAUUUUUGUCAGUUAAUCUAAGUGUGGUUUUUUAUUCACCUAUUUUCUUUAAAAAAAUUGUUUUAUUUUCUUUGUCAUACAAAUUCGUUCUUCCUCCUUAAUGACCUUGUCAUAUUCGUCUCAGUUUCUUUCUCAAGCUCGCCAAUCAUCACAACUCUUAAUUGGCCAUUUUUUUCAAGUGAUAUGUUCCUAUUGGUGUAUCUAUCAUCUAUGUGUGUAAAUAUGUACUAUCUCUGAAAUGUUGAGUUCAAUGUCCUUUUCUAAGAACUAUUUUUUUUGAAAACUUAAUCAGUAUACCGUUCAAAACAUUGUAUUUCUCAAUCGAGUAAUAAAGUAAAUUUCCAUAUC